UCUCUCUCUCACUAUGCCUUCCUUGAGAAGUUAAGCGCCUUCUUCAUCUUCUAUGCCUUCCUUGAGAAGCUAAGCGCCUUCUUCAUCUUCACAGAGAAAGACUGAAAGAGAAAGAGAAGCUCUCAAGGCCUCAGUCAUCUUCUCUUCUCUAGAACACAUAAAAAUGCAAGCAUCUACCUUACCUGAUGCAGGCCUUGAUAAAGAGAAAAAGGACUUGACAUAUUUGCUUGAUGUGUUUAGCUCUAGUUGUUCUCUUGAGGACAUUGCCUCUGCUUAUGUCAAGGCUAGGCACAAUGUAAAAAUGGCUGGUGAAAUUCUUUGCACGUCAAAUUUAUGUUCCUCAGAUGGUGCUAGUGCAUCAAAGGCUAUAUUUGAGGGUGCAAGUGAUACAUUCUCAGAUGGCCUGUCACCUCAAGUGCAGUGUACAAGCGUAGUUCCUGCAGCACUGUCAUCUGUCAGCAUUCUUCAAAAGACCUCUAAUGGAGUUGGCAAUACCAGAGCAUCAAAGUCAAAAAGACCUCCUCUAUCAGUGGGUACCGUUUCUGGUGUGAUAGGCAAAGACUACAGUAGGCAGAAGACAUCAACAAAUGAAUCUGCUGAAAUGCAGAAACCAUUAAAAUUAGAAUUGAAAGAAAUGCCUUUCUCUGAUUUAUCUAGUGAAGAAGUCCAAUCAAGCAUGACAGCUAACAACAGUAAGAUGCACGCCGAUAUUGAAGAAUUUCUGUUUGAAAUGCUUGGAGAUGGCUUUAAACUUAAUAUGAAUGUGAUCAAAGAAGUUCUCAGCUUUUGUGGAUAUGAUAGGGAAAAGAGCAUGGAGAAACUUCGUUUUAUGUCAGCAUCAACCUUGGAAAAUUCUGAUGAUCUUGUUAGUUUAGAAAGUUCAAAGUCUACAGAGAAGUGUUCAGAUCAACAUUCUGCUCAUAGUAAUGGAUCUAGAAAUGCAAGAAAUCCAAUAGAAGGUGGGUCUACUGACUCUGCUCUUGAGAAAGAGUUAUUUGAAGCAUUGUUUGGUGUUCCUGAAAGAUUGGAAGAAGCACCUAAAGUAAAUCUCCCAUCAAGGGGACUGAAGAGAAAUGGAUGUAGGGGAUUUCAUGGUAAUUUGGUGGUUGAACCUUUUAGAGACACAAUUAUAGGAAACAAAAUUGCGACAGUGGUACGACGAGAAGUCACCAGGGCAGAAUCUGAGGAUGUUGAGAAUAGCUAUGAGGUUCUACGUAAUUCUGUGAAGGAAUAUUGGAUUACAAUGAAGGAGUAUUACAAAACUGCUUUAGAAGCAUUUUCUGACGGUGAUCAUGUACAUGCAGAUAAAUUUUUCGAGAAGGGCCAUUUCUUUUGCAGAAAGGCACGGGAAGCAGAUGACAAAUCCACUGAAAAACUUCUUCAGACUAGAGAUGAUGAUGAUUCUGUGUCUCUUGACUUGCAUGAUCAUGAACCCAAGGAAGCUAUACGUACUCUAAGGCUUGAAUUAACCUAUCUCUCUGGCAUGCCAGCUUUCAAGUACCUUAGGAUCAUAGUGGGAAGCAAUGAUGAAGAUACCACUCGAGGAGCGCGGAGAAGACUGAUUAUAAAGCAACUGGAGAAGGAAUCGAUCAAAUGGACUGAGGAGGAGAAUGGGCAGAUAAUAUUGAUCCGACUCGAUGUGAUUGACCCGAAACGCUUGAGCUUCUCAAAAAAAUCGAAUGAAAGAAUCCAGAGCUCACCUUCAUUUGGGCUGUGAAAGGAACUUUCUCUUUGUGGGAAGUUGAUAUAGAAUCCUUGGCAGGUGAAAAAGAAAUCCUAGCUUUUGCAGAGCUGGAAACGGCUUAUGUUUGCACUUGAAUGACUUGUCAGCUUGAACAUACUAUAGCUACUUUGGUACUACUAAGAGAGAGAUUUCAGAAUAGUCAAUUUUCUAGUUGUGUUGAAUUGCUGAUAUUUACAGUGUGACAUAUCCUUUCAGAUCCCAUGAGCUCAAGUUAAACUUUA
Molecule: messenger RNA, 1965 nt
Organism: Rosa chinensis
Lineage: Eukaryota; Viridiplantae; Streptophyta; Magnoliopsida; Rosales; Rosaceae
Product: putative nuclear RNA export factor SDE5
Exons: 12
Coding region: 164-1717 (517 amino acids)
Source: RefSeq, a predicted model, not a curated record